Cherax quadricarinatus is the source of this 806-nucleotide messenger RNA. NCBI's taxonomy places the organism in Eukaryota, Metazoa, Arthropoda, Malacostraca, Decapoda, Parastacidae. The record is from RefSeq and is a predicted model, not a curated record.
AAUGCGAACGUGUUUUGUUUCAGGUGUGGUAACUGAAGUGUUACGCCUGGCUGUCUACUGCAAAAUUGAUCAAUACAGCAACCCUGACCAGUCUGAGGGGUGGAAACAACCACACUAGUAAAUGGUCUGACCCAUAACAUUUAGUGUUAUAUGGAGAUGCAGCAGUUGGAGACGUCGUUAGAGGUGGGCAGGGCCCACUUGUAAGGUAUUUCCAGGACUGAAAUUCAGGAUCUUCUUAAUGCCCUAUAUGAAAAGUGUGAUGACCAUGGAAAAUCAGAGAAAUUAGCCCUGCAAGCAAAAACAAUGGGAUCAAAGGCAUAUCUUAAAAAGAGGGAUACAGAGGCACUAAACAACUUUACUGAAUGUCUUCGACUGGCACCGGUAGAUUCAUCUCUUCUGCCUUUGGCUUAUGCAAAUCGCUCUGCUGUACUUUUCCAGAUGGGGAGAUAUAAGGAAGCUCUUCAGGACAUGGAUCGAGCAGAACAAAGUGGAUACCCUGCAGCUCUGCAACAUAAGUUGUUGACUCGCCGCUGUCAUUGCUAUUUAAUUCUAGGAGAACAAGAUCAAGCUAAAGCAAGUUUAGAAAUUUGUAAGAAACAUUCUGAGGCUGUUUCUCCAGACUCCAAAGAAAAAUAUGCAAAGACAGUAGCUGACCUAGAAAAAAUACUGGCAAAUGCUGCUGUCAGUCAGAUGAUGAAUACUAGUCAAGAAGUAUUUUGUCAUCCAUCAUUGUUUAAGGGAGAAAACACAGUUGUCAGGUACAUGACAAGUGCAUUUGAAAUGAGGUAAGAUAUAUAAUCUUCUUU